This is a messenger RNA of Triticum turgidum subsp. durum (durum wheat), 1611 nucleotides long. The record is from the annotation of a GenBank genome assembly. Lineage: Eukaryota; Viridiplantae; Streptophyta; Magnoliopsida; Poales; Poaceae.
AUGCUCCAGCCCCGAAGCCGCGCCCCCAACCGCCUCCUCAUCUCUUCUCCCGCGGCCUCCCCCCUACCCCCGCUCCACCGCCCCGUCCCCGCAGCGGCGCCCGCCGUCUCCCCGAACCCUAGCCUCGCCGCAGCCCUCAAGGCCGACGCCGUCCUCGGCCUCGUCCUCUCCACCGGAGGCGCCCCUUCCUCCGCCCCUGCGGCGCAGCAGCAGUACAAGAAGUUGGAAACAAGUGCUCAAAUGGGGGCGUCUCUCAGCUUCCCCAGCAACGGGAAGCAAACACUGGAGCACAGGGAAGCGCCAAAACCAGGUUCCUCAAAGAAGCUGCGCCCUGGUCAUUACCACCCGAGGCUGAUUCCUGACCUCCCGGAUGAGAUCUCCCUGCAAAUCCUCGCGAGGAUGCCAAGGGUGUGGUAUCUUAGCAGCAAGAGGGUUUCACGGAGCUGGAAGGCCGCCAUCACUGGCAUGGAGUUGUAUCGGGUGAGGAAGGAGCUUGGUGUGGAUGAGGAAUGGAUUUACAUACUGACCAAGGCGGCCAAUGGCAAGCUGUCGUGGCACGCCUUUGAUCCGCUUUGCAGCCGAUGGCAGAGACUGCCGCUCAUGCCUGUGGUUGCUCGUGGGGGAAGCCGUUUAGGGGGUUUGGUGAGUGCUGGGAUUAGGAUCUCUGGUGUCAUUAGAGGCUUGCUUGGCCAAGAGGAUUGGUUAGACAAGAUUCCCUUUUGUGCUUGCGCCAUUGGAACGGUCGAUGGAUGCCUCUAUGUUCUGGGCGGUUUCUCUAGAGCCACAGCAAUCAAAAGCGUAUGGAAGUAUGAUCCAGCUGUAAAUUUGUGGCAGGAAGUAAGCUCAAUGAGCGCCGCGCGAGCGUUUGGCAGGACUGGCCUUUUGAACAACAAGCUGUAUGUCGUUGGCGGUGUCAUCAGGGAACAAACUGGAUUAGCUCCGCUUCAAUCUGCUGAAGUGUUUGACCCAACCACAGGAAUCUGGGCAGAUGUGCCAAACAUGCCCUUCUCUAAAGCACAAACUCUGCCGACUGCAUUCCUGGCUGACUUACUGAAGCCGGUUGCUACAGGAAUAGUCUCAUUUGGAGGCAAGCUGUAUGUGCCUCAGAGCCUAUAUUCCUGGCCAUUCUUUGUUGAUGUUGGCGGGGAGGUGUUUGAUCCUGCGACGGACUCAUGGUCAGACAUGCCUGUAGGCCUGAGCGAGGGUUGGCCUGGGAGGCAAGCCGGGACAAAAUUAAGUGCUGUUGUGGGUGGGGACCUAUAUGCUUUGGAGCCCCCAACUUGUUCUGAUAGCGGCAAGAUAAAGAUGUACGAUCCCAAUGAGGAUACAUGGAAGGCUGUUGUCAGCCAGGUGCCUGUUGGUGACUUUGCAGAGUCAAAGUGUCCGUACUUGCUUGCGGGGUUUCUUGGGAAGCUCCAUUUGGUGAUCAAAGAUGCAAAUAGCAAGGUCAGUAUUGUGCAAACGGACGCUCUAAGGCCUAUGGAUGCAACUGGCUCGACAUGCCAAAACCCAGACGUCUCCUGGGAGCAAGGCGCUGAUGUUUGGAGAACUGUGGGCUCGAAGAAAUUUGCGGUUGCUGAACUUGUUAGCUGCCAGGCGCUCAGCAUAUGA